This is a messenger RNA of Maudiozyma barnettii, 3336 nucleotides long. It is a transcript of the gene SMC6, whose product is annotated as DNA repair protein SMC6. Lineage: Eukaryota; Fungi; Ascomycota; Saccharomycetes; Saccharomycetales; Saccharomycetaceae. Gene Ontology annotation, molecular function: single-stranded DNA binding; damaged DNA binding; ATP hydrolysis activity. The coding region runs from base 1 to 3336 and encodes 1111 amino acids. Gene Ontology annotation, cellular component: nucleus; site of double-strand break; Smc5-Smc6 complex. Gene Ontology annotation, biological process: double-strand break repair via homologous recombination. The record is from RefSeq and is a predicted model, not a curated record. The transcript has a single exon.
AUGACCACGGAACUAGCCUCUGCGGAACUAGCGUCUAGGGGAUCAGCGAAGAGAUCUCUCGAUGAGGUGGAUAAAGAAUUACUCGAUUUUACUGCCAAUACAGAGGCAAUCAGGAAAGAAGAACUGCGGCAAGCUCCUAAGAAAAGGAAACGUGCUUAUGAGGCUAUGACUCAAUAUUCUAAAAUAACCCAAUCCACUGAUGAAGAUGUUCCGGAUGAACCAGUUCCAGGAUAUAUUCAGAAAGUAAAAUUACGUAACUUUAUGUCACACGAAAAUUUCGAAUUAGAAUUAGGUCCACAAUUAAAUUUUAUUGUGGGUAAUAAUGGUAGUGGUAAGAGUGCCAUUCUUACGGCUAUCACGAUUGGUCUGGGUGGUAAGACAAGUGAUACUAAUAGAGGUACCAAAUUGACAGAUUUGAUUCGUGAAGGUACUGCAUCUGCAAAGAUCACUUUGCAUCUAGAUAAUAGUGGUAUGGGUUCAUAUGAACAUGAAAAAUUUGGUGAUACUAUUAUUAUUGAAAGAACUAUUCGACGUGAUAGUUCUAAUGUGUUCAGUGUAAAGACAGAAAAUGGCACUGAAGUCGGUAGUAAGAAAAAAGAUGUCCAAGUUAUCAUUGAUUUCUUUUCUAUUCCAAUUAGUAACCCUAUGUGUUUUUUGUCUCAGGAUGCAGCAAGAAGAUUUUUAACAGCAAGUACUUCUCAGGAUAAAUAUCAUCAUUUCAUGAAAGGUACUUUACUAGAGGAUACAUUUUUGAACCUAAAGGAAGCAAAUUCUAUUAUCAGUAACACUCAAGAGAACAUGAGGUUACGUAUGGAGUCAUUGAUGAAUCUGAAACAAGAAUAUAAAGACGCUAGAAAAUUAGCACGUCAGUUCAAUCAAACUACUAAUCUUAAUGAAAGGAAAAUGUUACUAUAUGCUAAAGUGUUAUCGCUUGACAUUGAAGCUAAUACAAAAUCAAGCCAACAUUUGACCUCUGGAAUCGAAGAGGAUGAAAAAUCCAUUAAGAAAUGUGUUGAAAAGAUAAAAUCUCGUGAAAAUGAUAUUAGUAGAUUUACGACUGAUCAAACUUUAACAGAACAAAAAAUUGAAGAACAAAUGCUAAUUAUUAGUCAAAAGGAAGGAGAGUUUAGAAUGAAAAGUGAGGACGUAAAAGAAUAUAGAAAUAAAUUCAAUAUUGAAGAUGGCAAUAUAAAAGAAGCUGGAAGAAAUAUCGCCGAUUGUAAAGAUAAAAUUAGGCAUCUAAGCAAGAAAAUUGCAAUGUUUGAGAAUAAAUUAAGCGAAGAGAUGGGUGGUGAUAGGGACGAUAUGAAACAACAACUUAAACAGCUGGAAAUAGAUAUUCAAGAUGAUCGUAACAAUAUUGAUGUAUUUACAACAACUUCUAGGGAUCUUCGUAGCAAUGAGGAUGCCAUUUGUAACCAACGUCGUACCGAAUUAGCUGGGUUGGAAGAGAAUAUCAGAUCAAAAAGUAUAGAAUUUGCAAAAGUUAAAACUGGUAAUAAUAAUUUCCUAUUCAAUUUUGACAGAAAUAUAAAUCGUUUACUUGAUGAAAUUAACAGAGCCAGAAAUCAAUUCUCUACGAUGCCUAUUGGACCGUUGGGUAAGUAUGUUAGUGUCAAAAGUGAAUAUAAUCAAUGGACUCGUAACAUUCAAAAGUUUUUAUCUUCAACGGUUAGUUCAAUUGUUGUCUCGAAUCUGAAUGAUGAUAGAUUGUUGAGAAACCUAAUGAGAAAAUGUGGCAUAAGAAAUAUUGGUGUACUUAUUUACAAAAUAAAAAAGUUUGAUACAUCGUCCUUCCUAAUUAGAUCCCAGUUUCCUACGGUAUAUGAUGCAUUGACAUUUGACACUCCGGAAGUUGAAUGUUUAUUCAUUGAUGUUACAUUCUUGGAAAAGGUUGUUCUGGUCGAAGAUUAUAAAUCUGCUAGGCAGUUCCUAAGAGGUAAUCCAGGGAAAAUCAGAUUGGCACUAUCAUUAAGAGAUCAUAAUAGUGGGUAUCAACUACGUGGAGCAAAUCAAUUAGAUUCAGUAACUUACGAUUCACAAAUUAAGAUGAAGGUAGGGUCAUCUAAUGAAGACAAUCUUGCAUAUCUUAUACAAUCGAUAAAUGAAGAUAAAAGUGAAAUGGAAAGGAUCAAGGGAAAUUAUGAAACGUUAUUACACGGCAAGAGGGCAGAAAUUAGAAAAGCAGAGGAAAAUAUAAAAUCACUUGCAAAAGAUUUAAAAAUAAAAAACGAUCAAAUUACUCAGUUGUCUAUUAAAGUAAAUGCUGUUGUAGACACUGGUUUAUUAACAUCUAUGAAUGAAGAAAAACAGAAUCAGGAGAAAGCGAUUGUGGUAUAUGAAAAUUCUAUUAAGGAAUUACAGUCUAGGCUGGAUAAAAUUACCGAGGAGGUUGUUCCGGUAAAAGAGAUAUAUGAUGCGGCUAAGAAAGAUCUUCGUGAAGCCAACAAUAUUCUGGAUGAACUUAAAACGUCGAUUAAUAGAAGAACGGAUAAGCUUGAAAAGUAUAAGGCAGAUAUCAAGAAAUAUGGAUAUCAAAAGGAAAAAUAUAGUGAUAGGAUUGCAUCCCUUCGACAAAAUAAUGAGUUACUUCUGGAAGGUAUUGAGAAACAAAGACUAAAUUUACAACAGGUAUGUAGUAUAGAAAAAUUGGAAUCAGAAAAUCUACCGAAUGAUAAGGAUGAAUUGAAGCAGGAGAUGGAUAAAAUUAACAGAGAUAUAAAACGGGCGGAAAACUCUAUCGGUGUUUCACAAGAAAGGGUUGUUGAGUUGUUCAAUGAAAGUAGGACUAAGUAUAAGGAAGCUCACAGAAAAUUGACUAUAAUUGAGACAACAUUAGAGAAAUUACAUGAGUCUGUUAAGACUCGUGUUUUUAAUUAUAAAAGUAACUUGAAUGAAACCUGUCUCAGUGCAACAUUGGACUUCAUUUCUUCUUUAAAGUUGAGAAAAUUAACAGGUAAAUUGGUUUUUAUAAAGGAUCAGCGUAGUCUUGAAAUAUACGUCUCGACACCUGGUGAUGCCACGGAGAGAAGUGUCGAUACAUUAUCUGGUGGCGAAAAGUCAUAUUCACAAAUGGCAUUACUUUUGGCUACAUGGAAACCAAUGCGUUCAAGAAUUAUUGCAUUGGAUGAAUUUGAUGUAUACAUGGAUCAAGUUAAUAGAAAGGUCGGUACUGGGCUAAUUGUAAACAAAUUGAAGGAUAAUUUAAGAACUCAAACAAUAAUUAUUACUCCUCAGGAUAUCGGUAAAAUAACUGAUAUCAAUGAUACCAGUGUUAGGAUUCAUAAGAUAAAGGAUCCAAAAAGGCAAAAUAAUUCGGAUAAUACUACAAAUUGA